This is a messenger RNA of Trichoderma aggressivum f. europaeum, 1632 nucleotides long. RefSeq lists its product as uncharacterized. Lineage: Eukaryota; Fungi; Ascomycota; Sordariomycetes; Hypocreales; Hypocreaceae. The transcript is spliced from 2 exons. The record is from RefSeq and is a predicted model, not a curated record. Bases 1 to 1632 code for a protein of 543 amino acids.
AUGACGAACCGCCGGCCUUCACUCCUUCAGGCCCGGAGCGGUCCGCACGCGCACGCUCAUUCUGCAUACAAACUUGGACACGCACACGGCCACGGCCACGGCCAGCAUUUGCAUCAUCAGUAUCCUCACGACGCCGUUGCCGGCCCUCGACCUGACGACGUCAAGCCCGAUAACGCCCAAGGACCGGAUCUUGAUAACCGAGCUGAUGUGCCAGUCCCGGACCAAAAGCCCAGUGAUGUGUUAACUCCAAGCGCAACCUCUCUCGUUACCAGGGUCAUCCAGACCGUUUCGCUCGUUCAAAUCGUGGAUACCUCUGGGUCACCAAUCGAAACGCUGACUCGCUUUGCUCCUCCCAACACCGUUGUUGUGGAUAAGAACACGGGCCAGACGAUAUCUGCUUCGAAUCCGGAUCACACAGCAGCUCCCGCUGCGCCGGGGUCCAGCCCGGGGUCCAGCGGAGGAAUCAAUUCUUCAACGUCCAGCACCGGCUCGCAAACAAACGCCACCCCUGUUGCCCCAAGCUCAGCUUCCUCCUCGGGGUCUUCAUCGGUGCCCUCGUUAGGGUCUUCAUCAGUGCCUUCGUCGGUUCCUUCAUCGGCAGCUUCGUCAGCAGCUUCACCGGCACCACUUUCACCGCCCGUACAUUCUUCACCUCCAACGGCACCCCCGGCCCCUUCGCUGGGCAUUGGCCAUAACGGAACAAACACCUCAUCAACCAAAUUCUCUUCGGCAACAACACGCCGCCAUACCUCAUCGACGACCUCUGAAGUUUCCUCUUCUCAGUUUACAUCGUUUUCAGAUACCGUCAUUUCAGCUGCCACUUCUUCCUUUGAGCCUGCGCCUACUGAUGGCGCGUUCGGAGGUGUAUUUGGAGGAGGUAGUGCACCAACGGCGAGCGGCGCAACGCCCACGCCGUCCUCGUCUUCCAACUCGACCGACGGUGCGCUCUCUCCCCAGCAGAAGCAAGUCAUUGGAGGUGUAGUUGGAGGACUGGCUGGCGCGGCUUUCUUUCUGGUUUUGGUGCUGCUAGCUCUGAGGUACAAGCGACGUCAACUCAAUGCAGCUCAAGCCGCCAGUCAACCUACUUCAGAGUCCCGUGAACUACCCCCGGCCACCGGCGCCCCUAACGGAGCUCCCAGCGGAGGAAACGGGGGUGGUAGCGGAGGCGGCAGCGGAGGCGCGAUGGCGGAGAGAUACGGCGCCGCGACGCUAACCGCCGCGUUUGCCAGUUUGUCCCCCAAAACGAGUUCCGUUUCUGCAAACUCUGCGGAAACCGGAGAAAGAGGUUUCUACCGUGUGUCUGGCAGAAAGCUGCCAUCAGUUCUGCAGGUGGGGGGCGAUGGGUACUCAGACCCUCGUGCGAGUUUCAUGAGCGGCACCUCAGACUGGAAUCGCGGCUCCCAGGCCUUUGAUCCCUUCGGAGGACCGGGAGCCCGGUUACAGCUUGGUGCCCCCAUGCGACCAGACAGCGGCGUACCCGUUGUUCGAUCCGGCCCAGCCCGAGCUGUUGUCGCAGAGUCAAACCCAUUUGCAGACCCUCCGAGAACCCCCCCUGCCGACGCCUCCGUGCCCCCUAUGAUGCGGCAACGCGAGAGCCCCGGCAGAGGAUCCAGAUUUCAGGAAGGCCUUUGA